AUGCCCCACAACAUUGCACAAAGGUUCAAGGACUAUACAAUUCAGGAGGGUCUACUAUUGUAUCAAGGAAGAGUAGUUGUGCCAGAUGAACCUGAGAUCAAACAGCAGCUCUUAUCUCACUUCCAUGAUUCUCCUGCUUCUGGUCACCAAGGAAGAGCACAAACUCUAGAGUUAAUCAGUUGUCACUACUACUGGCCAGCAAUGAAAUUCCAAGUCAAUUGCUAUGUGGAGUCUUGUGAAAUCUGCCAAAGAAGCAAGGGCCAUGCACACAACUAUGCUCUCAACCUGCUUUCUGUCCCUGCAGGUCCCUGGGAAGACAUCUCAUAUGAUUUCAUUGUCAAGUUUAAGUGUAAGGGUUAUGACAGCAUCCUGGUGGUUGUAGACCGCUUCUCAAAGAUGAUGCACCUGAUUCCCUGCAAAGAAACUGCUACUGCUGAGGAUGUUGCUCAGAUGUUCCUGGAGCAUGUCUGGAAGCUACAUGGGACUCCCAAGCGCACUGUGUCUGACAGAGGGACUACAUUCAACUCCAAGUUCCUCAAGGCACUCUACAGAUCUCUGCAAAUCACUCCUAGUUUCUCUACUGCUGACCACCCACAAUCUGAUGGGCAAACUCAGAUCAAGAACCAAUGGCUAGAGGCUUACCUACGUCCCUUCAUUAAUCAUAGACAGUCUGAUUGUGUUGAUUGGCUCCCACUGGCUGAAUUUGCUCACAACAACGCCAGAAGCAAAGCAACAGGCAAAUUGCCCUUUGAGAUUGUGUAUGGACGUUCUCCUGUCAUUUCACCACUCCUGGAACCCACUGGAUUGCCCAUUGCUGAUGACAGAGCCAAGCAACUGGCUGAGACAAUUCAGGAAGUACAGGCAUCAAUCAAAUGGGCUCAGGAGCGUUACAAACAGGCAGACACAGGGAAACCACCUCCUGAGUUUCAACCAGGAGACAAACAUCCCAACAAAAAGCUAGACCAUAAGCAGUAUGGCCCUUUCCCUGUCAUAGAAAGAGUGGGCUCUCACGCCUAUUGCCUGGCUCUCCCUGAGACCAUGAGAAUCCAUGACGUGUUCCAUGUCAGCUUAUUGUCUGCUUUCAAACAAGACACAGAGUUUGAUUGCACAUUCACCCCUCCGCCGCCUGUGAUCACAGCAGAAGGAGAAGAAGAGUACAAAGUAGACAAAUUUGUAGAUUGGGCAGCAGAAGACAGAAUCUGGAAGUACAGGAUGAGAUGGAAGGGAUAUGCGCCCCAUGAGGACACAUGGGAACCAGCCAAGGAUCUACAGCAUUGCAAGGACAAAUUGCGCAACUUCUUUGCCAAUUACCCGGAUGCUCCAGCAGCCAACAACGCCAUCCCUGCAAAUGCGCGCAAAGUUAGAAGAGGGAAGAUAGUCAAGCAACACAGCAAGUCCAAAACUGCUUGCUUUGUCACUUUACAAGCUCUUGCUGCCAAAACUUGCCCUGCUAAGCUCUUCUUGCGCACUCCUCUGUCCCAGCAUGCCCAUCUUCAGCUCCUUCAAUGCCUUGGCCUACAACCCCUGCCUCAACAUCAAUUGCUACAUCAUGAAUGGCCCAGAGGAGAUGAAAGCACACCUAGACAGCUCUGCCAACAUAAUUUACACUCUGAUGAGCGCCAGCAGUCACAACAAGGUCAGGUUCUUCAAGCGCAGGGAGAAGAAGGGCCAGAUACACUGUAUGGAAAGCAAGUAUACUGCUGGUGUCACUUCAUUGCCUCCCAUCUAGGUGCUUUCAGGGAUCUGGCACAAUGGCAUUGCCAUGGGUUUGCUACCCCACCCCCUACAGUCUCCACACCUCCAUCUGCAAGAGAGCUAACCCAGGCAAUGCAGAAACUCAUUCUGCUUUGCCCAGCAGACCCACCAGCCUACAUAAGCAGGCCAGCAACGCCAGUGACCCCUUCAGCACACCCAGACACUCCCAGGCCAACAGAGGCGCAUGCACCAGCACCCUUACCCUUCCCCCUGUUCUCCAGCACACCAGACACUUGCUGGACCCCAGGAUACUUGUCUCCAGUGAGAGAAACACAAUGGGAGCCUCAGAGCUACCUAGGAUGGGGCAAUGAGGAGAUAAGAAGGAAUGUGGAAACAUUUGAAGGCAGGGAGAAUGAGGAACUGUUUAGUUUUGAGGAGUUACUAGCUAUUGAUUGUUCUGAAUGGAUGUAA
Rhizoctonia solani is the source of this 2166-nucleotide messenger RNA. RefSeq names its product Retrotransposable element Tf2 protein. NCBI's taxonomy places the organism in Eukaryota, Fungi, Basidiomycota, Agaricomycetes, Cantharellales, Ceratobasidiaceae. Gene Ontology annotation, molecular function: nucleic acid binding. Gene Ontology annotation, biological process: DNA integration. The transcript is spliced from 3 exons. Bases 1 to 2166 code for a protein of 721 amino acids. The record is from RefSeq and is a predicted model, not a curated record.